This is a messenger RNA of Anguilla anguilla (European eel), 4486 nucleotides long. It is a transcript of the gene canx, whose product is annotated as calnexin. Gene Ontology annotation, biological process: protein folding. The transcript has 16 exons. The coding region runs from base 155 to 2002 and encodes 615 amino acids. Lineage: Eukaryota; Metazoa; Chordata; Actinopteri; Anguilliformes; Anguillidae. The record is from RefSeq and is a predicted model, not a curated record. Gene Ontology annotation, cellular component: endoplasmic reticulum; endoplasmic reticulum membrane. Gene Ontology annotation, molecular function: calcium ion binding.
AAAAAAUGCCAUGUUUCUGAAAAUCAGUCCUACCUUUAAGACAGUAGCCAAUCAGCGAGAAAGGAAGGAGGAGCUACAAUGUCAGAGUUCUUCGUCCCAAGUCACACGUGACCGCGCAGUAGUUCCAGGUGGUUAUAUCUGAAGAUUGGAGACGAUGGAGCUGAAGUGGAGAGUGUGCCUGCUCCUCCUGGCCCUGGCCUGGUCUCUGGCUCUGGUACGGGCUCAGGACGAGGGAGAUGACCUAGACGUGGAGGACGACCUGGACGCCAUGGGAGACGAGGUGGGAGACGAGGGCGAUGAAGUGGACGAGGGGGAGGAGGAGAAGCCCCCCAGCCCGCCGCCCGCCCCAAAAGUGACCUACAAAGCACCUGAGCCGAUGGGAGAUCACUACUUCGCCGAGUCUUUCGACAGGGGAACGCUCGAUGGAUGGGUCCUGUCUAAAGCCAAGAAGGAAGAUAUCGAUGAAGAAAUCGCCAAAUAUGACGGGAAAUGGGAAGUGGAGGAGCUGAAGGACUCCAAACUCCCCGGAGACAAGGGCCUGGUCCUGAAGUCGCGCGCGAAGCACCACGCUAUCUCUGCCCACCUGCUCAGGCCCUUUGUCUUCGACACAAAGCCCCUUAUUAUCCAGUAUGAAGUAAACUUCCAGACGGGUAUCGACUGCGGCGGGGCCUACGUCAAGCUUCUCUCCCAGACGCCUGACCUCGACCUGGAUCAGUUUGUGGACAAGACGCCCUACAGCAUCAUGUUCGGGCCCGACAAGUGCGGAGAGGACUACAAGCUGCACUUCAUCUUCCGCCACAAGAACCCCAAAACGGGCGAGUACGAGGAGAAGCACGCCAAGAAGCCCGACGCCGACCUGCGCACCUACUACACGGACAAGAAGACGCACCUGUACACGCUGGUGCUGAACCCGGACAACAGCUUCGAGAUCCUGGUCGACCAAACGGUCAUCAACAGCGGGAACCUGCUGACCGACGUGACCCCCCCGGUGAACCCCGCGGCCGAGAUCGAGGACCCCGACGACCACAAGCCGGAGGACUGGGACGAGAGGCCCAAGAUCCAGGACCCCGAGGCGGUCAAGCCCGAGGACUGGGAUGAAGACGCCCCCGCCAAGAUUCCGGACGAGGACGCCGUGAAGCCCGACGGUUGGCUGGACGACGAGCCGGAGUACACCUCCGACCCCGACGCCCUCAAGCCCGACGACUGGGAUGAGGACAUGGAUGGGGAGUGGGAGGCUCCCCAGGUUCCUAACCCCAAGUGUGAGACCGCCCCUGGGUGUGGUGCUUGGGAACGGCCCAUGAUUGACAACCCCAACUACAAGGGCAAGUGGAAGCCUCCCAUGAUUGACAACCCCAACUACCAGGGGGUGUGGAAGCCCAGGAAGGUCCCGAACCCGGAUUUCUUCGAGGACCUGCACCCGUUCCGCAUGAGCCCCUUCAAUGCCGUGGGGCUGGAGCUCUGGUCCAUGUCCUCCGACAUCUUCUUCGACAACUUCUUCAUCAGCUCGGACCGCAGCGUGGCCGAGCGCUGGGCCAACGACGGCUGGGGCCUGAAGAAGGCGGCAGAGGGCGCCGCUGAGCCUGGCCUGGUGAAUCAGAUGAUGACGGCCGCGGAGGAGAGGCCCUGGCUGUGGGUGGUGUACGUGCUGACCGUGGCACUGCCUGUCGUCCUCAUCGUCGUCUUCUGCUGCACUGGCAAGAAGAAGCCAGAGGCCGCGGAUUACAAGAAGACUGACGAGCCCCAACCCGAUGUGAAGGAGGAGGAGGAGGAAGAGGAGGGAGAGGGUGAGGGUGAUGAGAAGCCUGAGGAAGAGGCAGAGGAGGGCAAGGAGGAAGAGGAGAAACAAGCAGAGGAGCAGAAGAGCGAUGGAGAGGACGGCCCGGAGGAGCCUGUGGCCAAGGAGGAGGACGCGGAGGAGGAUGAGGAGGACGGAUCCGACGAGAAGCAGGAAGAUGAUGUCUUGAGAAGGUCUCCCAGAAGCAGGAAAGUGAGAAAGGACUGAAGGACUGGAAUCUUGGAUCUGAUGACACACGUCUCUUCUGGGAGUAACAUUGAGGAAGAAAAAUGGAUUGGCUUUCUCAUAAUUAUGUGUUUAAAAGAAAAAGCCUGUUUUGUUUAGUUUUAAUUUGCUAGUGUCUUUUUUUAUUUUUCACUGUCUAAAGUUAAAUUGUCGAAAAUUAACCCCUCGCACUCGGCGGCUGGUUGCGCGAGGUUCUCCUGCACGUGCUCAGUAGCGCCGCUCCGCGGGGCCCAGGCCUCUGAGAAGUGGGAGGAGCCCGGCGGGCCCAGUAGGUUAGAACGCGCUGCCUUACAGUUCUAGAAUGCAAGGAUCGCUGAAACUUUCCUGAAUGUAAUGUGAGUGUAUUUUUUAUAUAUCUAUAUUAUAACACAAGCAACUUUUUUUCCCUUUGAUCUUUUCAUUGAUUCCAUUGUUGUUGUUUUUUUUUUUUUUCCAUAAUGUAGGGGACUGUUUGUUAUGUUUGUAUGUCAUGGAAUAAAGAAAAAGUAUUUUUCAGUGCGGUGUGACAGAUGAAAAUGAAUCAGUACGCGGUAUUCUUCACGGUGAUGGUGAUGGUGAAGGAGUGCUAGCAGGCAGUAAAACGAGGGCUCUGUUGCGUUGGGCACGCUCGUGUGUGUGUGAGGGAGGGGCCCCUGGUGACUCACCGGUGGGAAAUUUCCCGCAGUGUCUUUGCGGGCCUCCUCGUUGGAGGAUGAGUAAACCCGCGUGCUCCUCGUUGGUGGGCGAGUCGGCUCCAAAUCACAUCCUGUGACCUCAUUUCCUGGCAGCACAUUUUUGAUUUCGAGUGACGGGGGCGCGCAAGCCCCCCCCCUGAGCGUUUGGGCAGACGGGGGAGGCUUCUGAGGUCGUUAAAAGGAAGUGUAGGAACCACGUUGAACGGAGUCGCUCUGAAAAGUGAGGCUGAACAUUCUCUAGCAUCCAAGCUUAUCAAUCUCCUCCAAAACCAUACCUCUGCCAGUGGUGCCCAGCCCCCCCACCCCCAGGAUCUCCUUGCUGUUUGGGGCUGUGUGUACCCCGUGUGACAAGUUCUGCAUUUGGCUCGGCCUGGUGUGUUACCUCAUUUCACUUGCAUACUGGUGACCCUGUGAACACUGCGGCAGAUGUGGUUAACACUUCAGCGUGGUGAGAAAAAGCCCGAAAAGCCAAUACGUUUCCAAGGCUCAUUCAAUACCUUUCCAAGCCCCUGUUUGCCGCCAUCUCCCCGUUUUCAAAAUGACAGAACUCUUCUCCUCUUGUGUCUUCUGUAGGCUUAUAAGAUUAUGAGUGAGAGGGAGGCAUGCUGUAAACAAGCUUUUCUUAAGGCCAUUGAAGGUUACUGUGGAUGUUCUGAUGCAUUUGGCCCAAAGUUAUGCCUGUGUAAAGAAAAGGAAUAAAGCAAAAUUGUGGUUGUUGCUUUUAAGAUUAAAAAGGUUCAAAUGAAGAGGGGUUUUGAUAAGUUGUUUUGAAGCGGAGAGUGUAUAGGAUGCUAGCUCACACUUUUAUCCACACAGAGAGGGAAUUUAUCAGACUGUUAAAAUGGAUGGUAAAGUAUCCACGAGAGAACAGAGGCGGACGAGCAGUUUAUGUGGGUGCUCUCCAUCUCCUCCUAAAAUAGGAGUAAGGUGUGUCUUGAGUUGGGGGGGUGCAGCAGGUGAAGUUCUGAUGUCAAACUUCUAUCAAGAGUGGGAACUGCCACUGUGUACUGCAGGUUAAAACGUAUGUCUGUCAUAUGUCGUAUUAUAACCACGCCCUGCUUUCUCCAUUGUACCUGGCAUACAGCACAUGUACACAAACACAGUCCACAACAAUCAUGAAAUGUCGGUACACCAGUUUCUUCCUGUCAAAGAAUAUUCAGUUUGAUUCGAUUUUACAUUCCAAGAGCGCCAAAAAAAAUGCAUUUCAUCUAGUGUUGGAAAGGGCUUUACUUGUCUGUCUGCAAGCUUUAUUACAACUCAUAACUAGUCCCAGUUUUCACCUCUUUCUCCCCCCCCCCCAUUGUUGUAGAUGUAGCCAGAAUUAAAAAAAAAUUUUGUCCCUUGAUAAUUUUUUCCAAAACUGUUGAGAUACAGUACUUUCGAUUCACACUCUUCCGCAAAGACGGCACUGUGCAGUGCGCUGGUAAAGAUGCACCCUGCUCCUGGUUGCAGGCCCUCUGGGUAAAUCCAGAGUUUGAACAGCAGGUGGAACUGAAAGAUGCGCGUAGGUUUCUAACUCAUUAAUCAUGUAUACUAGUCCUAGAAGCUAUGAUAAUACAUUUGGUUAUAACUGUUCUGAUUUUUUUUGUUGUUGUUGUCUCCUAAUAACAUUUGAAAUUGAUCUCUAAAGAGUGGAUUUUUUUAUUGUAAUUAUUUAAUGCCACGGUAUGUUUAAAAGAAAAAAAUCCUUACUCCUUUGUGUUUUGAAUGCAGUCAUCUGUAAAUGGAAACAUGCCAAUUUCUUUUUUUUUUUUUUUUUUUUUGCUGGAAAAUAAAGAUCUGAUGAAAUAUG